UGUAGAGUAAGGUAAGAUGCUACUUGUCUUUAUUUUCCCCUCAGGGUUAACGAUGGCGUAGUGAUACCGAGGAGACAUGAGACCCCAAUGGGAGAACACGCGAUACAGCACCAUCAGCGCUGACAUGAAGGCCGCCCCAAACGGACCCAGACACGUGCAGUUUGCGGAGCCGGACACGCUGUGUGACGGGACCCUGAGGACGGCCACGCUGCCGGGGUCGUUCGGCAGGAAGACGGGACGAGACGACAGGACUAGGUCGUACUACCGCUCAAACUGGGACGAGAAUGAAGAUAUCGACCCCACGGUGAGGCUGACAUGCUUCCAGAUCGCAGAACCGGACAUGAAGGAGAUUGACAAGAGUCCGGAGAAGAAGCCGCAUCCCCAGCCCUCCUCCUGCAGGAGAAGGCUGCGCACCAUGUGUGUCGUCAUCCUGUGGGUCAUCCUCCUGGGACUAACCGGCUUCACAGCAUGGCUGUACUUCAAGGUAGACCGGCUGAAAAUGGAGAAGACCCGUCUACAGAGGAAGGUAGUAGGCGGCGCGAGGCAGCUGUCAGACUUACAGGACAGAACUGACAAACUGACCCAGGAGAAAAACGUGCUGGAGAAGCGACUUAACGGUGGACUGAAGGACUUCGCCGAACUGAAGAACGUAACGUGGCUGCUGAAGUCUCGGCUCGAGAGCGUUGCCGGAGACUUGGGAGAGAAGUCUGGCACCUUGCAGGUGGUUCGAGAGAGGAUUAACAGUCUUACGACUUGCGACAGAGGAGAUGAUUGUCUUAUUCGAGAUUGUGCCGAUGUGAGAACGCGAAACAAACUCAACGGGGUCUACCCCACCUGGCCCAAGAAUGUCAGCAGCGCCCUUUAUGUGUACUGUGACCAGACCACGCAGGGGGGCGGCUGGACUGUCAUUCAGCGUCGCGUAGACGGCAGCGUCGACUUCUUCCGAAACUGGACGGAUUAUCGGGACGGAUUCGGAGAUCUUAACGACGAGUUCUGGCUCGGAAACGAGAAUUUAUACAUCAUAACCUCCCAGAAAAUGUACAGACUGAGGAUUGAGCUGGAAGACUGGGAUGGGAUCCGGAAGUACGCAGAAUAUUCCUUCAUGAGCGUGGAUUCGGAGAUGGAAGACUAUAGGUUAAGACUGGGAGCUUACGUUGGAAACGCAGGGGAUUCCAUGUCCGCGACCAACACCACCCAUGGAUGGGACAUCUUCAAGCGAAACCUGAAUAACAUGACCUUCAGCACUAAGGACAGGGACAACGAUAAUUCCCUGGAUAGCUGCGCCCGGCUGUACAAAGGGGGGUGGUGGUACAACAGCUGCUACAACGCCAAUCUGAACGGGAAGUACUACAACACAGGUGGACGGGCGUAUGAUAGUGACUUGCAGGACGGCAUUGAGUGGUUUACAUGGAAGGGUUGGUACUAUUCACUGAAGUCGGUAUCUAUGAAAUUACGUCCUGUCGAUUUUUUACCUUAAAAUGUUUGGGCUAGACGUGUGAGUGCAACUACCUUUAGGGUAUCGACAAAAGUGCCUUCUAUUUCUUUGUGACGCCAAAUUGACAUAUCUUGAUAGAAGAUAAGAAUGAUGUGCGAAUGAAUGAAAAACGAACAUCCAUGCUUGAUAUCGUGAUAUGUGUUAUGGCGAGCAAACGAAGCAAUGUCCAAGAAGAGAUUGUCAGAGGUCUAUGUUAUCUUAGAGGUAAGUAUAUAUAUGCAAUUGGAAAUCUUUAAGGGACGUCUUUGAAGAAACACUUUUUUAAAACUUAGGCAAUGGCAAUUGAAUUUUAUGGAUGACAUCCUCUGCAGAUCAA
Branchiostoma floridae (Florida lancelet) is the source of this 1811-nucleotide messenger RNA. Its product is annotated as angiopoietin-related protein 7-like. The record is from RefSeq and is a predicted model, not a curated record. Bases 77 to 1477 code for a protein of 466 amino acids. The transcript is spliced from 4 exons. Lineage: Eukaryota; Metazoa; Chordata; Leptocardii; Amphioxiformes; Branchiostomatidae.